AACGAAUGCAAAACAACACAGAGCGAGUCAGACGUACGUAUAUAAGGCAACUUUUCUUUAUCUCCCUGUUAUUUAUUAACUCUCCUCUUUUGCAACUCAUCUCAAAGGGUGAAAACCAAACCUCAUUGAACAGCUAUUAUCACGCCUCUGUCCCCGCCCAUCGCAGGGCGCCGACAAGGCACGAAACCCCGACCGUCCUUUCCAAUGGCUCGAUAAUAUCGAAAAGCAAAAAAAGAAAAAAGAAAGAAUAGAACCGCCCCAUCUUCGCUCCUGCUCUUUCUUGAGGUCCUUUCUCUGCGUCAUUCCAAAUCGCCCAAGCAACCCAAGAUGGCCGAGAGCGAAGCUUCUGGGGUCGUCGGCCGCCUGCGCGCAGUCUCCGUCUCCAUGGCCGGCACCGUGAUGAGUCUCAACCCUCAGCCCGGCAUGUGGGCAGCGACGGGGACCGCGAUCGCGUACGCGCCGACGCUCAGCGAGCUUCGCGCCCCGGUAGCUGGGGGAGAGAACAUCGAAUUCAACGAGCAUGGCUGCAGUGCGCGGACGGUCGUCACGGACGACACCGGAGCGCUCUUGCUCCCGACCACAUCCAAGACCGCGGCCCGGGUCCUGGAUGUCGAGCGUGCGGAGGCGGACGAGUUACCGGUGGUGUCGACUGCGGUGAGGAGGAGGCCGACUUUGGCGGAGCAGGCGCAGUCGGAAGAGAAACAUGGGUGGGCGGAGACGACACGGCACGGUUUCAAGGCGAUGUGGAAAUUCAUCACGACGCCCACGGGAUUCGUCAUGGUGAUCUACGGGCUGAAUAUCGUAGCGUGGGGCGCGAUGCUUUUCUUCCUCCUCCUCGGCGCCGCGCCCGCCAUGAACCAUCCGAGUAAAGAUGCCGUCGACUCGCCGCGCAAGAAAUGGCUCGAGGUCGACAGCCAGAUCCUCAACGCCCUGUUCUGCGUGACGGGGUUCGGGCUCGCGCCGUGGCGCUUCAGGGAUCUGUGGUGGUUGUUCGAGGCUAGGAUCCGACACAAUCGCUAUGCGAUGCGGCGGUUGAGCGAGCAGAACAAAUCGUGGUUUCGCCCGCCGGCUUGGUAUAGCAGCCAGGAGGACGCCGCGGAGAGCGGGGACGAGGAGGAGAAGAAGAAGAAGAAGAGAGUAGUCACGUUUACAGGAGCGGUGGCUCCGCCUACGAAGCUGUGGAAGUUGUCGUUCGUGGUGUGGAUGAUGAUCCUGAAUACGCUAUUCCAAGCAGUGCUCUCGGGCAUGAUGUGGGGGUAUAACCGCAUCACUCGACCGAGCUGGGCGACGGGCACUUUCAUCGGUCUUGGAUGUGGAGUGAGUUUGCUCGCGGGCCUGAUGAUGUGGUGGGAGGGCCGCAAGGUGAAGAAGAUCGAAGGGCCUAUCGUGAAGGUUGUGGAAGCUCCGAAGCUUGAGACAACGUCCGGAACCUGAUUCUGAAUUCGGCCGCGGAUAGGAAAGCAUGCACUGUAUACCUCUCAGCUGGAUAGUGACUUUAGAAAUACAACUCAUGCUUAUAUCAAACCUAG
This is a messenger RNA of Amorphotheca resinae ATCC 22711, 1529 nucleotides long. RefSeq lists its product as hypothetical. NCBI's taxonomy places the organism in Eukaryota, Fungi, Ascomycota, Leotiomycetes, Helotiales, Amorphothecaceae. The record is from RefSeq and is a predicted model, not a curated record. The coding region runs from base 328 to 1434 and encodes 368 amino acids. The transcript has a single exon.